Messenger RNA from Epithele typhae, 1860 nucleotides. RefSeq lists its product as uncharacterized. The record is from RefSeq and is a predicted model, not a curated record. Bases 1 to 1860 code for a protein of 619 amino acids. The transcript has 15 exons. NCBI's taxonomy places the organism in Eukaryota, Fungi, Basidiomycota, Agaricomycetes, Polyporales, Epitheliaceae.
AUGCAGCUGGGGAGCGUUUUGUGCAAGUGCGAAAAACAAGCCCUCUGCUAUACAACUUCAAGUUUGAGCGCUAUAAACAGCCUGAUGGUGCAGUUGGUGGAGCGGCAAGUACAUCCCGGAUACCCGUGUUCGAAACAGAUUAAAUGCAGUUUGAGUUUUGCCGGGCGCUUCGCGCGUGGCGGCCUGCGGCCUAUCUCGUCACGUGGUGGUUUCUUUGCGCGCAGCGUACUGAGGUCCCUCCACUCUUGGGUCCUUCUUGGUGCCGGCUGGUUCCUCGUCGCCUUCGUGGUGGCCAUCGGUCCGACAGCGAUCGAAAACCCCAGUCGCGGGCCAUAUUUCGGUCCCACCGGCUUCUGGUGCUGGAUCACGGAUGAGUACCCGAAGGAGCAGUUCUUCCUCGAGUAUUUCUUCGAGUUUGUCUCCGCCUUCCUGUCCUUCUUCAUGUACACCGCUGUCCUCCUCCGCGUACGCGGGAACCUGAUCCGGGACAACAAGGGGAAAUGGCACCUCCGCUUCGUCGCCCGCGGCGAGCGCUGGCGGCUUGCGAUCCGGCGCGACUCAGUCGACGAGGCGAUGAUGAAUGUCGCCGCUCGGAUGAUCUGGUACCCGGUACGUAGCCUACACCAUCCUCCUCACGCCCGUCACCGCGCGCGCUUCUGGGCGUUUGGCGGGCACGAGGUGCCCUUCCGCGCGACGAUCUUCGCCGACUUCGUCUUCAACCUCCAGGGCGUCGCCAACGUCCUCCUUCUCCUCAUCACCCGCCGUUUCGUCCCUCAUAGCGUGGACACGCUCCCGAUCUUCGCACCCCGGAAGCACGUGAGCAUGAGCUCACCCGAGGCGUUCGGCAUCACGCCCUAUGUGCUCCCCCUGCCCCCACGCGAUGGGGACGAGGAGAAAACCGCGGACGCGGAUCGCCCACGGAGAAGGACAUCGGCGCAGACUGCGGGCUUUGCUGCGCUAGCCGCGUCCGACUCGGGCAAUACCCCCUUACUUCAGCUACUGAACGAUAUGUGGCCGUUUGGCUCGAGACGUUCAACCCUGCGAAGGGAUCUGAUUGGUAAGGUUGCGAUUGUCACCGGGGGAAACACCGGGAUUGGCUGCGCGUCCGUCAAGCAUCUCGUUGGCCGCGGGCAAAGGUGUAUAUGGGGCACGCAGGAGGCGCGCGCGAAGGCCGCCAUCGAGCGACUGUACACGGAGCUGGGCUCGAUGGCGGCCAGCGUCGAGUGGUUCCACCUCGACUUGAGCGCGGUCAAGGGUGUGAAGGAAGCCGCCGGGAAGUUUAUGGCGAAGGAGAGUAGGUUGGACAUUCUCAUCAACAAUGCUGGAGUCCUUCAGAAAGAUGCGGCCAUGGCCCCGGAAGGAAUUCUGGACACAAUGUUUUGCAACUACUUUGGAACGUACAUCUUCACCCAGAUCCUGCUGCCCAUCCUGACCAAGACUGCACGAGGACCGAAUGCCGACGUGCGCAUCGUCAUGAUGCCCGGUAAUGACGAGCAAGCGCAGAUGGGCUCCGACUCUUUCGGAGUGCUCAAAGACCGCGAGGUUCACUUCCGCACCAUAGACGACUACAACGAGACGUUCGAAGACAUGAAGGACCCCGCCAAGCCCGAUACAACGAAGCUCGCGAACACGCUCUACACUAUCGCGCUCCAGAAGCACCGUCACGGUGCUCACCGCCGACCCAGGCUGGUUGUGGAGCGAGGGCGCGUCGAGCCUGCCGGCGUUCCAGAGCGCGUCAUGCUGCCCCUGGUCUGGAUCCUGCGCGCUCGGGAGGCCGGCGCGCCGCAGGGGGAGAGCGAGGCGCUCGCGGACGAGCUGUGGGCGAGCACGGAGGAGAUCGUGAAGGGCUGGGGACUUUGA